Molecule: messenger RNA, 1011 nt
Organism: Mesorhabditis belari
Lineage: Eukaryota; Metazoa; Nematoda; Chromadorea; Rhabditida; Rhabditidae
Source: the annotation of a GenBank genome assembly
AUGUUCUGCGAAUCGGCUCGUGGAUUCUUCGUUUUCUCGAUUUUCACGAGUUUCUGCGCUUUACUUGCCUAUCUUUCAUUCAUUUGGGCAAUCAAUGAGGAUUUGUCGAUGCUCAAGCAAGAGAUUCUUCAGGAAUUACGAGAGUUUCAGAUAGAGACAGACGACUCGUGGAACAAGCUGAUCUCUCUCGAGUACGAGCUCAAACGUUUACCCCGAUCUGAGCAAAAGCUUUACACAUACAAGGCUCGAAUUCCUGCUCGAAAAAGUCGAAGAAAGCCAAAAAUCUUUGCAUCGACUCCAUCUAAAGGGCAAAUGGAAGCAUUCGGAUUGGAGAAACUGGCGAAAUUGAACCUUCCAACAGAACACAGGAAACUCGUGUUCAAUCCGAAAUGCCCAACUGGGGAAACUGGUCCAAAAGGAGUUGAUGGAGAGAAUGGACCAGCAGGUGUGCCAGGAAUCCCCGGACAUCGGGGUUUCAACUGGAGUGGUUACAAGUUUUUACAAAACACUGAAUGCAUUGUUUGUCCCGCAGAGCCCGGUCUCUCAGGCCCACCGGGUCCACCUGGGCCGAAAGGCCCUCCAGGUCCUCGUGGCCCACCUGGCCCACCUUCUAAACAUUUUGGACCUCCUGGUCCACCAGGAGAUCCUGGGAAAGACGGAGUACGUGGCCCACCCGGAGUCCCGGGAAUUGCUGGAAAGUAUGAGAUUCGUUGGGUGUGUCCAAAAGGAGAGCCGGGGAGGAGAGGUGUGCCUGGUAAACCAGGUGUGAUUGGUCCACCGGGGUGGCCGGGUAGCGCUGGAUUUGUUGGACUGAUGGGAGCUGUGGGCAAGAUUGGACACCCAGGACCACAAGGACCAAAUGGAUUGAAAGGACGCAUUGGACAACCUGGUUUUAGAGGUUUAAAAGGCAAUUGCACAUGCCCGGAGCGAUCGGCUUUCUACAAAGGAUCAUUCAAAAUAUCGGAACCAAAUUUCAAAAUUGGAAAAGAGCUUGGAUAUCCGUUGGAGGAU